CUUUGACCAACACUCAAAGAACCCCACCUCCUUCUCCUCCUACACCACGCGGAGAUGAGCGAGGAGGCGGACGGGCUGCAGCUGCCCGAGGAGGUGCUGGAGGGGCAGGAGCUGCAACAGGAGAUGCAGCAGCAAGAAGAUGAGGAGGAGGUGCAGCAACAGGAGGGAGAGCAGGAAGAGGAGAUGCCCCAACAGGACGUAGAUCAGGAGGAGGUGGAGUCUGAGGAGGUGCUGCAGAAAGAGGAGGAGCAACAUGAGGAAGAGAUGCAGCAGGAGCAGGAGGAGGAACAGACUGAGGAGCACCAGCAGGCUGAGGAGGUGCAGCAAGAGGAGGGGGAGAUGCAACAGGAGCAGCAGGAGGAGGUGCAGCAGACUGAAAAGGAGCAGAUUGAAGAGCUGCAGCAGACCAAGGAGGAGGAGGAGCAGCAGAAGGAGGAGGUGCAGGCUGAGGAGAUGUCACAGACUGAGGAUCAGCAGACGGAGGAGCAGCAGCAGCAGCAGACUGAAGAGGAGCAGCAGUGUAAGGAGAAGCAGCAGCAGAGUGAAGAGGAGCAGACUGAGGAGGUGCAACAAACACAGGAGGUGCAGCAGACAGAGGUGCGGCGGACUGAGGAGGCGCAGGAGUUUGAGGACGCUCUGGAGCAGAACCACAACAACCAGGUCCUGAUUCGACUGCGCGGGAUGCAGAAAUACAAAAGUACAUCCCAGAGGCUGAAAGGGGCCCUGGAGCAGAUGGACCGCGGUGUCGUGGACCUGCAGGAGCUCCGCAGGAACCUGGAGCUCGCUGCGGCCAUGCUGGACUCUGUUUACACUGAUGAGACCAAGCGUCUGUUGGACACAGAGGACGAGCUCAGCGACCUGCAGGCAGAGUCAGUGCCUACCGAAGUGCGUGAUUGGCUGGCGUGUACCUUCAGCAGGAAGAUGGGCGUGGCAAAACGUCGUCCCGAGGAGAAGCCGAGAUUCAGGAGCAUCGUCCACGCAGUGCAGGCUGGGAUAUUUGUGGAGAGGAUGUACAGACGGACGUCCAACAUGGCUGGUCUGACCUACCCUCCCACAGCUUUGGCAGCUCUGAAGGAAGUGGAUCAGUGGUCGUUUGAUGUUUUUUCCUUCCACGAGGCCACUGGAGACCACGCCCUCAAGUUCCUGGUGUACGACCUGCUGACCCGCUAUGACCUCAUCAACAGGUUCAGGAUCCCGGUGCAGGCUCUGGUGCAGUUUGUUGAAGCUCUGGAGACCGGCUACAGCAAACACAGGAACCCCUACCACAACCUGAUCCAUGCCGCUGAUGUCACUCAGACCGCCCACUUCCUGAUGCUGCACACUGGACUGAUGCACUGGCUCAGCGAGCUGGAGAUCCUUGCGAUGGUUUUUGCUGCAGCGAUUCACGACUUUGAACAUACAGGAACCACCAACAACUUCCACAUCCACACCAGGUCGGAGGUGGCCAUCCUGUACAAUGACCGCUCGGUGCUGGAGAACCAUCACGUCAGCGCCGCCUACAGGCUGAUGGCCGAGGAGGACAUGAACAUCCUGGUGAACCUCAACAAGGACGACUGGAGGGAGCUGCGGGCUCUGGUGAUUGAGAUGGUGAUGUCCACAGACAUGUCCUGUCACUUCCAGCAGAUCAAGACCAUGAGGAACUCCCUGACACAGACGCACAGUCUGGACAAAGUGAAAGUUUUGUCUCUGAUGCUUCACGCUGCAGACAUUAGUCAUCCAGCUAAAGCCUGGCCGCUGCACUAUCGCUGGACUCACAGUCUGAUGGAGGAGUUCUUCAGACAGGGAGAUAAAGAGGUGGAGCUCGGCCUUCCUUUCUCUCCGCUCUGUGACCGCAAAGCCACCAUGAUCGCCCAAUCACAGAUAGGAUUCAUCGACUUCAUCGUUGAGCCGACGUUCAGUGUUCUGAUCGACACGACAGAGAAGGUGAUUGGUCCUCUGAUAGAAGAGGACAGAAAGGCCAAAGAGACUGGAAACAGGAGGUCAAGCCUUACAGGAAGCGGCUCUGUUACCGUGGAGUCGGUGCAGAGACACAGCAGUGGUCGCCAUGGGAACAGCGAUGACGGACAGACAGACUUUUCCUUGACAGCCAUUGACCUGCCGGCUAUGAAGCUCCACCUAUCGGGCGUCAUUGGCAGCAACAAGGACCGAUGGAAAGAGCUGUCUGUGCACGAGCUGGCCAGUAAGGAGCAAGAGGAGCAGGAGAAAGCGGCGUCUACCGUCAACUCCGAUGUCCAAUCACAUGCCUCGCCCAGUCACAGCGUCCCUGAUGGACAAACCUCUGACCAAUCACAGAAUUCCGAAGGCUGCCCUCAAGAUGAAACGGAAGCUGACAAGUCACCUGUCCACCUGACCUGGAACGGGGCGGGGCCAGGCGAGGAGAAGGAGGAAGACGAUGAAGUGCCUGAAAACGCCUGAUGGCGCUCAACGGCGAGCUCACCACUGUUUCUGAAUGUUGCAGAUCACCAUAGCAACAGGUGGUGCGGUGCAAUGACAACGAGGGUUCAGACUCUUCUGUUUAAACACAGCAGCCGACUCAAAGGCCCCUCGGUGGCCCCCGAAGGGCCACUACACCUUAUGUUUACAACUGCCCUUGAAAAAACCCACAUUGAGAGUGACGACAUUCAUCCGAUCACAGCUUCUCAGCAGCUUCACGGUCCAUGGCUCACUGCGGUCAAAGUGUUUAUGAUUUUAAUAGCAGCUCAGAGGAACAACGUCUGUGAAAUCAUUGGAAAAAUCGACAGUUUAUUCAAAAUAAAGACAGACAGGUGAAAACCAAAGAGCGGCUGUUGGUGGCGGAGGCAGGUUAAAAGUCUUUUAUCUUUGGGAAUGAGUCAUGGACCUGUUAUGAGAAGCAGUUGAGGAGGUUUUUGUGAGUGAAGCUGAGUACAGUGACAGGCGUCUUUAAUGUUAGGCGUGAUUUCUGCUUUAUUCUCUGUUCUGGGUUCAAAUUAUCAGAUGUCAAUCGGGCCAGGAAUCGGGCCCCAAUAUGUGAUGUCAGAGCUGUCAAAGAAUAAUCAAUAGAUCCUUCAGGAUGGGUAAUAACUCGAGACUGGACCCCAAGAUGGCGCCUACUCAGUCCAAAGACAACUGCUCACCUGGUGCACUCACCGAACAAUUUCUUUAGCUGCCACGUUUACUUCUGCGGUAAAGAAAAUUACAAGAAUAAUUCCUAUAAACAGAAAUGAGUUAGCAUUCCAGCACCCUCGGGUUCCUCGUCUCAAAGUCAAUAGCUUGUUUGCAGUCACGUGAUCCUGAUGAUGUGCGGAAAGUGAGAUGGCGGGCAAGAAGUAAAGAACACUUUUGGGAAUCGUUGAGAAUAGAAAGGGGUGAAUACGCUAAAGUCCUGCAUGCAGCAGCUAUCAUCUGAAAAUUUCCGGACACAUUGGAUAUGAUCCCUAUACUUUAACGGAAAAGCGAUUUUUUUCCCCAUGGGUUGUCUAAUUUGCCUGGCGUGGAGGUGUACAAGAGUCUUAAGUCCAAGUACCUCUCCAAGUCCAAGAACCUAGUACCAUUACCAUUAUAAAGUACCAAGUACCAUUAUUGUUUGAUAGCCACAGAGCUUACUUUAUGCAAUGAUCCAAAAUCCAAUGGAAAAA
Messenger RNA from Plectropomus leopardus (leopard coralgrouper), 3596 nucleotides. It is a transcript of the gene pde1a, whose product is annotated as phosphodiesterase 1A, calmodulin-dependent. Gene Ontology annotation, molecular function: 3',5'-cyclic-nucleotide phosphodiesterase activity. Gene Ontology annotation, biological process: signal transduction. NCBI's taxonomy places the organism in Eukaryota, Metazoa, Chordata, Actinopteri, Perciformes, Serranidae. The record is from RefSeq and is a predicted model, not a curated record.